CUGUUCUUCGACUCCGAUGCGUAAUAACGGAACUGCCAGGUUCCGUCUCUUCUGUCGCUAGUUUACGCCAACGGCUAUACAAACAACUCUGUCCAGACGUGUUUAGGAUCUUUCUAGCGCUAUAACAUCGCGAGUCCAGCACAGCAGAAUGUCCAAGCAACAGCUGGCUGUGGAGCGUGCCAGGAAAGCAUUCCGCACGGGCAGGUCAAAGCCCCUGGAAUACCGCAUCACGCAGUUGAAGAACUUGCUGAGGUUGUUCGAGGAGAGACAAAAGGACAUUGCUGAUGCUUUGAAGAAAGAUCUGAACAAGAGUCCAAAUGGCGUCCCCCUGUACGAGACGCUGGGUCUGGAGGGAGAGAUCCAGACAGCCGUGAAGCAGCUGAAGGAAUGGGCCGCCCCUCGGCCGGCGGCCAAGACUCUGCUGACCUUGUCGGACGAGGUGUACAUCCACCCGGAGCCCCUGGGGGUGGUGCUCAUCAUCGGCGCCUGGAACUACCCGUGGGCCGUCACCAUACAGCCCCUCAUCGGAGCUAUUGCAGCAGGUAAUGCAGCAGUGAUAAAGCCCUCUGAAGUCUGUGUCCAUACUGCUAAAGUUAUGGAAGAUGUCCUGCCCCUGUACAUAGACAAGGAGUUGUAUCCGGUGGUGUCGGGGGGCGUUCCGGAGACGCAGGAGCUUCUGAAGCAGCGUUUCGACCACAUCUUCUACACGGGGAACUGCGCAGUGGGCCGCAUCAUCAUGGAGGCCGCCUCCAAACACCUCACCCCCGUCACACUCGAGCUCGGUGGCAAGAGCCCCUGCUACAUCGACAAGAACUGCGACCUCUCCGUCGCAUGCAGACGUAUCACCUGGGGGAAGUACACCAACUGUGGCCAGACCUGCAUCGCCCCUGACUACAUCCUGUGUGACCCCAGCAUCCAGGACAAAGUCAUCGAGGAGAUCGGCAAGAAUGUCAAGGACUUCUACUCAGAGAACCCCAAGACCUGCCCCGACUACGGUCGCAUCAUUAACCAGCGGCACUUCAAGAGAGUGAUGGCCCUGACCGAGGACAGCACGGUGGCCCUGGGAGGGGAGGGGGACGAGGACGACUGCUACAUAGCCCCGACGGUGUUGCGGGACGUGAAGCCCGAGGCCAAGGUGAUGCAGGAGGAGAUCUUUGGGCCUCUGCUGCCCAUCAUCACGGUGGAGGGCGUGGACCAGGCCAUCGACUUCAUCAACGACCGCGAGAAGCCACUCGCACUAUACGUCUUCUCUCCCGACCCCAAGCUAAUAAAACGUGUGCGUGACGAAACCACCAGCGGUGGAUUCUGUGCCAAUGACUGCCUGAUGCACUUCUCCGUCAAUGCCUUGCCAUUUGGUGGCGUGGGUAACAGUGGGAUGGGCGCCUACCACGGCAAGCACAGUUUCGACCAGCUGAGCCACCUGCGGGGCUGCCUGGUGAAGCAGCUGAAGAUGGAGGGCAUGAACAACAUGCGCUACCCGCCCCACACGCCAGACAAGCUGGGCUGGGCACGCUUCUUCAUCCUCAAGGAAGGGACCGUCACCAAGACAUUUAAGAUGGCCGCGCUAGCCAUGCUGGUGGUCCUCGCUGCUGCAAUCAUCCAGAGAUUCUUUGCCUGAUUAAGAAAGAAAGUCCACAGCCUGGCUGACAGCAGUCUUCCACGAAGUAAACAAGAACACAGUAUGCCAUCUAGUGGUAGUUCACCGCAAUACACUAUGCACACACCACUGACCUUGACCUAUGAAGGGACUGUAUAGGAGUUGGUCAUUUUUACCUGUAAGCAAGGCUUCUUGUACAAUUAUGUGAUUGUAUGAUUAGGCACUAUUACUAACGACCAUUUCAUCAAUAUUUUCAAUGUUUUAAAAUGAUUUUUCAUGAAGUCAUGAAAAGGCACUUUCAUUUUUGGUUUUAUGGCAGCAUUUCAUUUUUGGAGAUCUUUUUAAUUGAAAUAGAUUUUGUAAUGUAAUGAAGGAAAACUGAAUUGUACCACAUUUGCCUCAUCACUAUUGUACCAAUGCUUUAAUUUCAUUCUCCCAGUUGCCUUCAUAUUCCAUGAUGAUAUUAUGGUCCGUUGCAUUCCUCAUGAUGGCGUAGGAAUCGACACUGUUAUUCUGUUGAUUCCAAGAUGGAGUUAAGGAAAGUUUUCAGCGAAGGAUAUUUUAAUACUUAACAUUUCAUUUUAAAGGAAGGAUUUAUGAGGAGAUGUGUUAUAUAAAGAUGACUGAUGGGGAGGAAGUCAGACAGUGAAGUUCGUUUUUGUAUUGUCUAAACAUUAAGGACCGUUAUUAUGCAAAUAUUAAGCUGCUAUGAACAUGACCAAUUAAUAUACACUGACAUUGUGUAUCCAGUAAGCAGUGUGCUUAGCCUUUUAUGUUCUUUAAUGAAGCACAUUUUCAAGUAAAUUGUGAAGCAUUUACUAAGUCUGUACAUUUCAAUUGUGUAUGAAGUCCAGCAUACGAAGUGGUUUUGAAGACUUUAUGCAUUAAAGAAACCGUUUAUUUGCAAACAAAAUAAAUAAUCUUUCCUAUAAAUAUA
Messenger RNA from Engraulis encrasicolus (European anchovy), 2534 nucleotides. RefSeq names its product aldehyde dehydrogenase 3 family, member A2b (gene aldh3a2b). Bases 149 to 1618 code for a protein of 489 amino acids. Gene Ontology annotation, biological process: aldehyde metabolic process. The transcript has 11 exons. The record is from RefSeq and is a predicted model, not a curated record. Gene Ontology annotation, molecular function: 3-chloroallyl aldehyde dehydrogenase activity; aldehyde dehydrogenase (NAD+) activity. Gene Ontology annotation, cellular component: cytoplasm. Lineage: Eukaryota; Metazoa; Chordata; Actinopteri; Clupeiformes; Engraulidae.